GUUAGGACUAGGGUUAGGGUUAGGGUAGGGUUAGGGUUAAGUUGAACCCAUUCCCCCACACCUUUAGGGUGGGUUGUAACUGACUAUUUCAGUAACUCUCCAAAACUGAUAAUCCGAUAGUCACACCCUCUUCAUGGUGUGAUUAGCCAGCUAUGCAGAGAUGAGAAAGGAGCCUCUCUCUAGCUCUCUUUUUUGACACAACUAUUUCUGUCACUUCUCAUGUGAACAACCAAGUGUAACACUGGGAGCACCCUCUUUAAGAGACUAUCUGAAAUACGUGCACUGUUAUCCAUGUAUUUAAAUGAUAUCAUGCCCUCUACGUCUUUAUGGCAGCCACUCCACCUUCGAGGCCAUUCAGAACAACUAUAAACACAACCCGUCAUAUAAAUUACUUCUGAUCGAGCAUAAACCAACCCUCAUAGUGCGUUCCAUUCAAGUUUGAGGUCAAAAACUUCCAAGUUGAAAAUGAUGAAUCCUGAGCUCAAAGUGUUCCACGACUCACAACGUCAAAUGGAAACAUUCAACAUGGCUGACUGAGAGAAACUCAUCUUCUACAUAUAGCUAGUUAACUAGCUUGCAACAUUUAUGACUAAUUUUAAGCUCUACAUAGAUAAUCGGUCUUAUUUUAUUUACAGUGUUUUUAGCCAGGAGAAUUGACUAUAUAGCCUUAAGUUGAUUACUUAACAUUCACGGUGUUGAUCUCCAUGUUCACUUCUGUAGACGCGGCUAUAUCGAGUGACGUCAGAGCUUCGCUUCACGGUGAAGUCAGGGUGCAUGAAAUUUGGCCCAAGUUUCCCAAACAGAGCUCCAACUUCAAGAGCUGUUCCAUCAUAAUUUUUUAAGUAGGAAGUUGUAAAUUUUCAAGUUCUGAGUUGCCUGAAAUGCAGCAUAAGAGUCUUCGGCCGUGCUAGUGUCUCUGUGAGGUGGUUCCUUCAGGUAAAUAAUAACGUUAGCAUGAUAACAUGCUCACAAUUACAACGCUAACAUUCUGAUGUUUACUGUAGCAGGUAUAAUGUCCACCAUCUUAUUAUAGUGUGUUAGCAUGCUAACAUUUGCUAGUUAUCACUCAACACAAAGUACAGUUGAGGCUAAUGGUAAUGAAAUAAGUUUUGCAGGUAUUUGGUCAUAAACCAUAGUACAGGACAGAUUAAAAUUUUGACAUCCAUCCAACUCCCAUCCAUCAGACGCCUUUAGAGCUAAAACUAUCAAGUAUUUUGCAAAAAAAUGGCUAAAAUUUGAAAGAAGUAAGCGGACAUUUUCUUCCUUAUUUCCCAUCUUGUUUAUCAUCUCACAACUUGUCAUAAAAUCUCAGACAACACUGAUCUGACAUUAGCAAGACUCAGGGAAACUGCAUUUCAACAUGACAACAAUUUACCUGCAGUAAAUUACAGCUCAAACCAAAGGCGACAUGUUUGUUACUGAGAGUCUGAGCUGCAGCGUUUUAUGACACGUUUAAUGGAGUGAUGGAAAAUUAUAGACAGGAAGAGACAAAUGUUUCAGAGCAAAGGCAGCACGUGUUUUCUCCUAACAUCUGUCAUCUCCUUCACAUACUCCUGUAAGUAAUUUGUCUUCAUUUGGGCAGUGCAUCCCACUUCAGCAGGCUAUUAGACAUGAAGAGAUUUUCCCUGCAUGCACACACAUUAUGGAUGGAUUUCCAUAUGAGACUGUACACAUUAUGUCACGGGUCACUGACUGUAAAACAUUUGAUCUUAUGUCUGUGGCAGCAAUUACUCUUGAGAUUCGCUUUGACAUGAAAUGCAGAAAAAAUCAGGGAAAUGUAAACAGGAAGAACCUUGUUCUGGAUAAUAAUCUAAGAUUAUAGUAAUCUUUUUUAUUAAUAUGCUCAGAGGAAGUCUGGAAUAUAAUUUGCCAUUUGUAAUGGAUGAUAUUGCAGGCAAAGAUUUGUAGAAGGGGAGGAGCGAUGGGGUUGGACGAGCUGCAGAGAGUGAACAGUGAAAUAGUUCAAAUGAAGCAGAGAAAAACAAAGAGUUGUUGCAGUGCAAUGGGUUUCUAUUGUUUCUGUGGAAGUAGAGAGAAUGAAUCCUUUAAUCGACGUGGUGGCACAUCAUCAGAGUCGGCAGAAGGAUGCACAGAAUUCUCCUUGUCACCCAAGGAGCCCCAAACGCAACAAGAUUAUGAAGAUUUGAUAUAUCUGCUGGGAGGCGAAACACGGUGGCUACAUAUCGAAAGCCAGGAUUAGUUGCCUUUUCAUUUCAUCUCAUCUGGCCUGGCCUCGACCAUGAGGCUAGAGCGCGGGCGACGGGCUUCUCUGGCACUCACCCUCAACUUUGUGGCGUUCGCUUUUGCCUUAUCAGCGGUGACCACCAACUACUGGUGCGAGGGGACCAGGAAGGUACCCAAGCCCUUCUGCACAGGACCGCCGAUGAAGGUGAAGCAGUGGUUCUGCAUCCGCUUCAACAGCUCCAACAUCAACGACAGCCGAUUGGUCCAGUACAUCUUUGAGACCGGCGAGGAGAAGUUUCUACUGAGGAAGUUCCACACGGGCAUAUUUUUCUCCUGCGAGCAGGCCGCUGACAUGAACGGGUUUGACUGUCGAGACUUCUCAGAGAUUGCACCUGAACAUGAAAGAGGGGUCCUGUGGUUGUGUAUAGUGGCGGAGAGUCUGUACCUCACCCUCCUCUUCGCAGGCGGGACUCUGAUGACCCUGGAGCAGUGUCCCUGCUUUAGUGUUAUGAACAAACUGAAGCUCAGUGCCUUCGCUGCCUUGUGCACAGCCCUGUCAGGCCUUUGUGGGAUGGUGGCCCACAUGAUGUUCACCACCAUAUUCCAGCUGGCUGUAGCUAUGGGGCCAGAAGACUGGAGGCCCAAGACCUGGGACUACAGCUGGUCUUAUGUCUUAGCGUGGGGCUCCUUCGGCACCUGCAUGGGCUCUGCGGUGACGGCGCUGAACAGGUACACAAAGACCAUCAUAGAGUUCAAAUACAAACGGCGAAACAUCGAGAAGAGCCUGAUGGUCAAGCAGAAGAUGAUGGAUCUGGAUCUCCCCGAGCAGAUGUGGGACAUGUACCUGACUGCUGCACCCGCUUACGCCGAGGCACCGCCAGAACUGCAGGUCAACGGCCACAAACCGUCCACAGGUACAACAACAUAUGUGGUCGAAAUGGACGAUGUACCAGAACAACAAGGAGAGGCAUACUGCUAAAAAUGGAGUCACCAUCCCUGUCCCUGUGCCCCACUGGAACAAAUUUCGGGCUGAUUUCCUGAACCUAAAUUGACUCUUGUUCCUGGAUUUAAAAUUCUAAUACGGGAGAAUAUUUGUUUGUUUUGUUCCUUGCCACAUAUCAAAUGUGUGUCUGUGAAGCCAGAGCCUAGAAUCUUUCUCCGAAAAUAAUUUAACACGGUCGGCUCGGACACAACAUGCAUUUCAUCAAAUCUCUCCAUGCGAUAUUAUUUGUGGGAUGAAGGGACGUCCUCACAUUUCAACGUCUUCACACUAAGCUACGGCGAGCUGCAGGAUGUGCAGGCUACUGCUGCAGCACAGACACUUCAAUAUCUGUUUCAACGUAGAAGAUCUUUUGUUGAAUUAGCCUUUUAAACUGAAGUUGCAUUAAAGUUUUUCUCCUCUUAUCGGGGGACGAGGCUUGGUGACCUGCUCAAUAAGAGAGACAAUGAUCUCACUGAAAACAUUACUAUGCUAUACCGUAACACAGGAGAGGAGAGAUUGCGCUUGUCAACAAAAACCACAUCUUGUAUGUGUCUAGAGGCGACACUGUGAAUAUUCUGAUCACGACUGUUAUUCAGGAACAGAUGGGAUGAGCUUUCUUCCCCAAGCUGUCUGUGCUCAGUUCAUCAUACAGCUCAUACAAGGCUGAAAAGAUCAGCCAGCACUUGUUGGUAUAUUGACGAUCAUUACUUGGCAGGUAUAUUUACAAUUAUGCAUAUGGGAGCAUGUCUGCAAAUAUGCUUUUUUCAUGGUGCACACUCCAUAGAUGAUACGUCAACAGGAUGCUUGCAUGUAUCGCAUCUUUUUUUUAAGCAGUAUUGUCCCUGUGAGGGCCUCUCUCAUGCAGCAUUUGGAUUCAUUUAAUCAUGUUUAUCCACACUUUAAUUCUGUCAUAGAUUGUCAUUCAAAAAUCAACUUUGUAUCCAAUUUUAAAUCAAGAAAUUCGCUUUGUAUGUCGACUCACGUCCAUUGAAACUGUCAUCUCUGAUGGUUAAUUAUGAUUAAUCAUAAGAUAGAUGUUUUUUGAUGGGAUCUUAUUAGUGUAAUGGAUGUUGAACAUUUUCCAGUUUGAGAUAUGUAUAAAUCAAACAUUGACAGUUCUAGACCAAAAUGGGAGUGAAGGGAAAUUUUCAGUGAAGUAAGACUGACAUCUAUUGGAACAAAAGUAUAUUAUUUCAAGCACAACACAGAAAUGCAUGUUUUGCAGCAUUGGAUCAUCCAAUAUACAGCUAUAUCACUGAAUAUGUAAUCAAAAUGCAAAAUAAAAUGUGGUUCACACUUUUCAUGGCAUGGUACAGUAUAUAUCCUCAACCAAGAGGCAAACAGUUCAAUGAAAUUUUAUUAAAACCUUGAUUAUUGUUGAA
Thunnus maccoyii (southern bluefin tuna) is the source of this 4548-nucleotide messenger RNA. RefSeq names its product germ cell-specific gene 1-like protein. Lineage: Eukaryota; Metazoa; Chordata; Actinopteri; Scombriformes; Scombridae. The transcript has 5 exons. The record is from RefSeq and is a predicted model, not a curated record. Gene Ontology annotation, cellular component: plasma membrane. Bases 2240 to 3163 code for a protein of 307 amino acids.